GUCUGCAGCCGCAGAAGCCGCCAGCCGCCGCAGCCGCGGAGAGUUGAACACCCAGUAUUCCAUCCUAGAGCUGGCGAACGCCAACAUACACACCUACUUACCGAUCUUGCCGCUUUAGCCGAUCAUCCAACGAUUCAAAGCUCAAAUAACAUUUAUCGAGCCAAAGUGUUUAAGUCAGACGAUUGAAUCGUCUCGUUUUUUAAACUUUUUUGUGUUAUAGUGAACGAAAGCUAAACCUUGUUGAAAACAGCAGUUGAUGGUUAAGUUUUUGUGGGUUGAAUUCUUUUAUCAGUGUGAUCAAGUGCAAUGAAGUUUGAAUAUGUAUUGAAUCAAUUUUUAGAAUUAAGUGACUUUUAAAGUUCAUGCAACUGCAGAAGAUCAACAGGUUUGAUUCAACAGUGGCGAGCCAUCUCGCAAAAGUGUCAUUGAAUUUUUAGUGAUUGACUUCAGGAUUAAUAUCCGACUCAUCAAAUAGCUAUGCAGAUACAUGAACUGAUGAUAGAUUUAACGACAAUAAACAAAUUGCCAAAUUAAAUUUCAAAUCAUUGUAAAUUUGUAUUUUGAACUCAAGCCCUCAUAAAAUUUGAUGAUAACGAAUUACAUAUUUACGAAAAUGUGACUAUUCAAUAGUGCGGUUUUUUAUCUACAAUUACAUUGUUAUUCAGUAUUCAAUUUGAAUUUGUCAUUCAGCGAGGCAAUUAAGCACGAUCAAACAAACGUAUAAAUAUAACAGUUCGUAUCUUGAAACGUCAAGAGAGAGAAACAGAGAGAGAGAGAGAGAGAGAGAGAGAGAGAGAGAGAGAGAGAGAGAAGAAAUAUUUAAGUCUAAUCCGAGGACAACGAGUUCGAUUCCAAUAAAACGAAUUUUCCUUGCGACUUGGCAAUCGAGCCUCCGAAAAAAAAGAGAGAGAAAGCCCCUUGUGGGGUGGCGCGUACAUCGGGAGAUCGUCGAAUCUGCAAACGGAUCGCACCGGCGGGAUAAUGAAAUAAGGAUCAAAGGGAUCGGCGUGAAGCUGCGCUUCGUAAGACAACGAGGACAGGGAGGAAAACAACAAAUCUAAUUCCCGAAGACUUGUGUCUCUGUGGCAUACCAGGGCUUUUAUUUCCCUUCGUCUCUUUCUCUAAACGAUUCUUAUUCAGUGCCUAGGAUGCCAAUACGAACGAACUGAUGAAUGGAAUUGUGAGAACCGCUUUCGAUUCGUGAGUUGAGUGAUUGAAUUAAUAAGAAUGAUGCAGUUGAAUAUUGACAGUGUGUGAGAAAGAGUCAAAUUUUAAUAACAGUGAAACCAAUCUGAACAAUGCUCUCAUCAGUUUCAUAAAUAAGCUUUUCACCUCCAGUCGCUCAUAACAAAUUUUUAAUCUUGUGUCGUUAGCUUGAAAAAUAAUCUUGAACAAGCGAGGAAAGAAAAGUCAACCUUCGCGGAGGUCGAAUCGGAUAUGUGCACUGGUCGAGGGGCGUCAGAGCGCCGAUGACGCGCCGAUGACGAAUCCUUCACGAGAUGCACGAGGCGGAGGCGUAGCGGUGGAAAAUUAUCCGAAUCCUUUGCGCCUCCAGCAGCAGCAACAACCGCAGCAGCACCACCAACAACAACCGCGAAUCGGACAUCAUCAACAGAGAUCAUUGCGCCGGCCAAGAACAUCGUCGUCGCGACGGCACGGAAAUAGCAACUCUAGCAGAAUGCACUUGUCAGGCGAAGCUCAGACACAGCAACAAGCCAGCGCGCCGGCCAAUCAGUUGCCCGACUAUGCCAUCACAGCCGAAUUGUUGGUCGAGAGGACUCUUGAUGGCUUGAUGGCUGAGCACCCUGGCGAGCUAAUUCGUACUGAUUCACCUCACGUAGUCUGCACAGUCUUGCCGUCGCAUUGGCGCUCGAACAAGACACUGCCAGUGGCGUUCAAGGUGGUAGCUCUUGGCGACGUUGGCGACGGUACUCUAGUUACGGUAAGGGCGGGCAACGACGAGAAUUGCUGUGCCGAACUAAGGAAUUCGACGGCUCUCAUGAAGAACCAGGUGGCCAAGUUUAAUGACCUCAGGUUCGUCGGGCGGAGCGGAAGAGGCAAGAGUUUUUCGCUGACGAUAAUGCUACAAACAUCACCUCCUCAAGUGGCGACUCUGUCUAAAGCAAUCAAAGUGACGGUUGAUGGACCUCGAGAACCACGUUCAAAAACACGUCAUCAAGCUUUUCACCCAUUCCACUUUGGGCCUCGGCCGUUUCCCUUCGGACACCCGCAGGAUCCGCUGGGAUUCAAGCUAACCGGCUUGCAACACCUGGGUUUGGAGCAAGGAGGACCAGCAACUGGCUGGGGUGGUUUGCCGCGCGGUGGGUUGCCUCCGCACUGUCUUCCGCCGCCGCCACCGGCUCACCACUCGCACGCCGCGCCGACGGGCACCGCGGCGGUCACCGCGACCACCGCCUCGGCCUUCAACCCCUUCCAUCACACUGCUGAGCGCAGGUCGCCGAGAUUGCCUGCUCCCGCUAACGACUCACCGAGGACCGAACUGGGCGGUCCAGGAAACGUAUCCGUACGGGAACUGGCGCCUUCUACGUCUCCCGGAAGCGUCGGCCCGAGCUUGUUGACGACGAGCGCGCCGACGCCACCCACUGCCGAAACUACUACUACGACGUCAACUACGGCGGCGACGGCGGCGGUUGCCACCGCCACAACACCGAGUAACUCAACUCCGUCCACUCAUCAACCACACUUUCAAGGUCUUCAUCUUCUAGGCGCUACAAACUCUCUGUUCGGCUCGAUCUUCGCGCCGCUGUUACCACAAUCUUCGUGGUUAUACAAUCCGCUCUACCACACACAACAGUACAUACUGGAACCCGAGUGGCAUGCAUUGGCACUUCGUAUGGCACAACAACGGCUUCAACGACCAGAUCAUCAAGCGAGGUUAGAAGAUCUUCGUAAACGACGCUCGAGUAGUGAUAGUUUGGAUGAAGAUGACAAAAAUAAGGAGGAUGGCGAACGAGCACUUGACAGUCCUGAUGGUAGUAUAGAAGUAGACGAUGCAGAUGAACCAAGACCCAAAGCUCAAAGAUUGUCGCCAAGUGAAGAGUCUCUUGAACAGGACAGUCCAAGGCAUUCGCCUGCUAGGAUCGACAUAGAUCCCCCUCAAGAGGAAACAGCAAGCCACCUUCGACCAAGUUUAGAAAAUCAGAACGAACACGAUCACACGACACAAAUCGACUCGCAAGACUCAACGACAAAUCAACGAGGUCUGACAGUAAAAAUCCGCGUAGAAGGAACGGUAGAUCUGAGCACCAAAACGCGGACGCAACGGGACAAGGAAAACAUAGGUCAGGAUUUAACGACUACGACAAGAAAAAAAGAAGACGAAGUUGAAAUCAAGCCAAGAAGAGAAAGAAGCCCCAAGCCCAGGCAAGUCUGGAGGCCGUAUUGAAGGUGGACGUCGACACGGGAGAAGAACUUGCUUUGAUGCGUGAUUGGUGUUUUUGUUAUUGAUGAGAUAUCCACGGCUAAUUGAAAUUGUAUAAAUGAUGAUAAUUAUUUACAUUACAUACUAUUUCUGCAAAAACUUUUGAGUAGUUUUGAACGAUCUACUUAUUUAUCAAAUGUUGUAUAGAAACGUUAUCGGUUAUCCAUUUAUGUAUCUGUAUACUCACAUUGUUGUAAUUCUACAAAAAAAAAAAAAAAACAAGUAUAGUUACAUUCUACUAGUCUCACAGUUGUUAUAUUUACUUGUUGAAUUACUAUUGUUUAAUUUUACUUAAUCCUGAUUUUUACUACAUACUUUUGCGUAAAAAGCAAAAUUUGAUUGCAUCAACAAGUCAGUUCCUCGUCAUAUCACUCAAUAAGGACUCAUUCGAGGACUAACCAGGGUUUAACAAUCAGAUAUAAUUUGUAAAUAAUUGUGAUUGAAAACUCGGCCACUGACUAGAUUUAAGUGUUCAUGAAUGACAAAAAAAAUUAACUUGUAACAUCGUUAGCUACUCUGAUGUAAACUAUUUCAUGAGACCAAUGGGAAAUACAUUGAGGCCAUUUUACUGUGAAUUUUUCGUCUAAAACAAAUUACUGUAAAUAUUAUCGAUUAUAUAAAAAAAUUUUAAAAUAAGUAGAAAAUAAUAAUUAACUUCACUCGAAGUACCUAUAUAAUGUUCUUGUUUAUCAAUGCAAACAGCUAUUUGAGUGACGUGUGAAACCGUAACUCGUUUCAAAUUUUCAUUGUAAAAUUAAAGUUCAUAUAAUAAUGUCAUUGCAGAACAAUGUGUAUCAAGAUUCAUUCUUGAUAAGAUGUACGCGUGCGUCUUCUGAUAUGUUACUGUAUGGCAAUGUGCAGCUGUAAA
Molecule: messenger RNA, 4310 nt
Organism: Phymastichus coffea
Lineage: Eukaryota; Metazoa; Arthropoda; Insecta; Hymenoptera; Eulophidae
Product: runt-related transcription factor 2-like
Exons: 8
Coding region: 1481-3406 (641 amino acids)
Biological process (GO): regulation of DNA-templated transcription
Cellular component (GO): nucleus
Molecular function (GO): ATP binding; RNA polymerase II cis-regulatory region sequence-specific DNA binding; DNA-binding transcription factor activity, RNA polymerase II-specific
Source: RefSeq, a predicted model, not a curated record